AUGGAGCGCCCGCUCAACCUCAGCUGCCUCGCCGAUACGACGCCGGACAGCGCCAACAGGAGCGGGUCCGCUGCCGGCCCCGAGGGCGGCCAGGCCCAUCUCUCCGUCUUCAGCGUGUUGGUCCUCACCCUGUUGGCCAUGCUGGUGGUGGCCACGUUCCUCUGGAACGGGCUGGUCCUGGCCACCAUCCUCCGCGUGCGCAGCUUCCACCGGGUGCCCCACAACCUGGUGGCCUCCAUGGCCGUCUCUGACGUGAUGGUGGCAGCCCUCGUCAUGCCCCUCAGCUUGGUGCACGAGUUGUCCGGGCGGCGGUGGCGGCUKGGCCGGUUGCUGUGCCAGGUGUGGAUCUCCUUCGAUGUGCUGUGCUGCACUGCCAGCAUCUGGAAUGUCACGGCCAUUGCCCUGGACCGCUACUGGUCCAUCACCCGCCACCUGGAGUACACGCUCCGCACCCGGCGCCGCAUCUCCAACAUCAUGAUUGCCCUCACCUGGGCGCUCUCUGCUUUUAUCUCUCUGGCCCCACUGCUCUUUGGCUGGGGAGAGACUUACUCAGAGGGCAGUGAAGAGUGUCAAGUCAGCCAGGAGCCUUCCUACACCAUCUUCUCCACCUUUGGGGCCUUCUACCUGCCCCUCUGCGUGGUGCUCUUUGUGUACUGGAAGAUCUACAAGGCUGCCAAGUUUCGAAUUGGAUCUCRGAAGAGCAACUCCAUCACCCCUGUCACACCAGAAGCAGUGGAGGUAAAAGAAGCUGCCCAGCAGCCACAGAUGGUCUUCACUGUCCGUCGAGCCACUGUUACGUUCCAGACGGACGGAGACACGUGGAGAGAGCAGAAGGAAAAGAAAGCUGCCCUCAUGGUGGGCAUCCUUAUCGGGGUCUUUGUGCUCUGCUGGAUCCCUUUCUUCAUCACAGAGCUCAUCAACCCACUCUGCUCGUGUGACAUCCCACCCCUUUGGAAGAGCAUUUUUCUAUGGCUGGGCUAUUCAAAUUCCUUUUUUAAUCCACUCAUCUACACUGCUUUCAACAAAAACUACAACAAUGCCUUCAGGARCCUAUUCUUUAGGCAGCAGUGAGCAGAUAAAGCUUCCCUGCUGCCCCAGGAAGCUGAUUUCAAGUGUCAAUGAUUCCUACCAAAUUCCUGAGGAAGUUCAAAGUCACAGAUGCUGAGGUGAUGCUGAAACCACGUUCCCGGGGUUGUAAGUCCCAGCAACAGCCCCAGUCCCUGGGCAGGCUCCCCAUCCCUGCCUCUUAGCUGCUCUUUUUCCUGCAAGUAGCAUGYAAGGGCUUCUCCUGCCGGCAGCCUGGCUUCCUCACUCCAGCGCC
Molecule: messenger RNA, 1321 nt
Organism: Malurus melanocephalus (red-backed fairy wren)
Lineage: Eukaryota; Metazoa; Chordata; Aves; Passeriformes; Maluridae
Gene: HTR5A
Product: 5-hydroxytryptamine receptor 5A
Exons: 2
Coding region: 1-1071 (356 amino acids)
Biological process (GO): chemical synaptic transmission; G protein-coupled receptor signaling pathway, coupled to cyclic nucleotide second messenger
Cellular component (GO): plasma membrane; dendrite
Molecular function (GO): neurotransmitter receptor activity; G protein-coupled serotonin receptor activity
Source: RefSeq, a predicted model, not a curated record